CCUUACCGUGAAAUGCUAAGGGGGUGUGCGGGGGUCCAUGUUAGAGGUAAUUUGUACAUGUAGGUAGGGGUGAAGUGACAAUGCAUAGAUAAUAAACAGCGAGUAGCAGCAGUGUACAAAACAAAGGGGUGUGGGGUGUCAAUGUAAUUGUUUGUUGGCCAUUUUAUUAGUUGUUCAGCAGUCUUAUGGCUUGGGGGUAGAAGCUGUUAAGGAGCCUUUGGGUUCUAGACUUGGAACUCCGGUACUGCUUGCCAUGCGGUAGCAGAGAAAACAGUCUAUGACUUGGGUGACUGCAGUCUCUGACAAUUUUAUGGGCUUUCCUCUGACACCGCCUAUUAUAUAGGUCCUGGAUGGCAGGAAGCUUGGCCCGAGUGAUGUACUGGGCUGUACACACUACCCUCUCUAGCGCCUUAGUCAGAUACAGAGCAGUUGCCAUAGCAGGCGGCGAUGCAACCGGUCAGGAUGCUCUCGAUGGUGCAGCUGUAGAACUUUUUGAAGAUCUGGGGACCCAUGCCAAAUCUUUUCAGUCUCCUGAGGGGGAAAAGAUUUUGUCGUGCCCUCUUCACGACUGUCUUGGUGUGUUUGGACCAUGAUAGAUAGUUGGUGAAUUGGACACCAAGGAACUUGAAACUCUCAACCCGCGCCACUACAGCCCCGUUGAUGUUAAUGGGGGCCUGUUCGGUCUGCCUUUACCUGUAGUCCAUGAUCAGCUACUUAGUCUUGCUCACAUUGAGGGAGAGGUUGUUGUCCUGGGACCACACUGCCAGUUCUCUGACCUCCCUAUAGGCCGUCUCAUCGUUGUCGGUGAUCAGGCCUACCACUGUUGUGUCAUCAGCAAACUUAAUGGUGAUGGUGUUGGGGUCAUGUUUGGCCACGCAGUCAUGGGUGAACAGGGAGUACAGGAGGGGACUAAGUACACACCCGAGGGGCCCUAGUGUCGAGGAUCAGCGUGGCAGAUGUGUUGUUGCCUACCCUUACCACCUGGGGGCGGCCCGUCAGGAAGUCCAGGAUUCAGUUGCAGAGGGAGGUGUUUAGUCCCAGGGUCCUUAGCUUAGUGAUGAGCCUCAUGGGCACUAUGGUGUUGAACACUGAGCUGUGGUCAAUGAAUAGCAUUCUCACAUAGGUGUUCCUUUUGUCCAGGUGGGAAAGGGCAGUGUGGAGUGCUGUAGAGAUUGGGUCAUCUGGGGAUCUGUUGGGGCGGUAUGCCAUUUGAUGCACAUGAAGUAGUAACUUCACCCUGAUUCCAAACACCUCACAGAUUGCAAUAGAUUUCCUGUCUGAAUACUGCAGUGAGAGUAGUAUGUGUCUACUGCCAAUGAUAAAGUACACUUUUAUAAUAAAGUGAAGAUGACACUUUAUGAGUAAAACUUGCCAAUAGUUGCAACUGUAACAUACCGGUAUGUUAUUUCAAGAUGUGAGUGGCCAUCACUAUUUCCAGUUGAGUUAAGAUUGUCACAGUCUGCUGGUGAAGCCUUGUUCUUAGAAUGAUAUAUUUAGACAUGGACUAUCAGAUUACUCUCAUCGUAUGUAUUUUCAUUUCAGGACAUUGACUUAAUUUUUUUUUUCUCUUCCAGAGCUGAGUUGGAGACAUGGCCUUUGUGUUGAGUCAACCUAACCAUGGGUCUCACAGCCUGGUAGUGUGUGGGUGCUACUACUAACAGAAAGGAACAUGGCAUUUGGGCCAUGUCUGGCAUGACGAUGAACAUGUUUAAGGUUGAGUCGGACUACAUUAACUGCACCAUCAGCCAUGAGAUCCACCAGUACCUGUUCUCUGGAGCCUACAUCCUGGUCCUUCUGAUCGGCUUGCCCACCAACGCCUUCUCCCUCUACCACGCCUGGCUGCAGCUGAGAGCCAAGAACGAGCUGGGGGUCUACCUGCUCAACCUGACCAUGUCGGACCUCCUCUACCUGGCCUCGUUGCCUCUCUGGCUGCAAUACAUCUUCCAGGGAGAUGACUGGAGCCAAACGGAGUGGCUGUGCCAACUGUGUGGCUUCCUGCUCUAUGAAAACAUCUAUAUUAGUAUAGGGUUCUUAUGUUGUAUCUCUAUAGACCGUUACCUGGCCGUGGUGUACCCGUUCCACUUCACAGCAUUCCGGAGCAUGCGGGCAGCUACAUUGGCCAGCGCGUUCAUCUGGCUGAAAGAGAUUGCCGUGGGCGUGGUCUUUUUCAGACACAAGGAACUAAGCACUGACCGCACCAACCAAUCGGUUUGCUUUGAGCACUACCCCAUGCAACCAUGGGAGUAUCCAAUUAACUACUACCGUUUCUCCGUUGGUUUCCUGUUCCCCCUGGGCAUCCUUUCCGUGUCGUAUUUCAGAGUCCUACGGGCAGUCAGGAAGAGCACUGGCACUCAGAGCGCCCAGAAGACCCGCAUCAAGAACCUGGUGACCAGCACCAUUGUCAUAUUCCUGGUAUGUUUCUCUCCGUACCACGUGUUCCUGCUGCUGCGUACAGUCUUUGAGAGGGACUGCCCCUUCAUCAUCAGUAUCUUCAACUACUAUCACUUCUCCCUGCUGCUCACCAGCUUCAACUGUGUGGCUGACCCGGCGCUGUACUGCUUCGUCAGUGAGAGCGCCCAGCAGGGGAUCCAGCAGGCCCAGGAGGCCUGUACCCAGGCCCUCUGCUGCAGCUGCCACAGGGGACAGCAUAGCCCUGUUACCGCCACCACCACAGGGACAGACUCCAACGAGGUGGUCACCUCCAACGAGAAGGGGACAACAACCGUCACACCGCUGACACAGAACCAGAUGAUCUAGCAGUAAUAUAAAUAAUACAUGGGUUUUAUAAAGUUCUUUGGAAGGACCUAAAGAUGCUUGAAUAGUAGUCUAGGAGCUGGAACCAGAUUUGGAUAAGAGGGAUGGUGGGAAAGAUACUGACAGUGACAUGGAACAUUCUGCAAUGAGAUGUCAUUUAAAAAAGUGUUAUAGCAGUGCUACAAGAGUGUUUUAAGGUAAUGUUUUUCAUUUUUCAUUUUUACAAUGCUUUCUUUUGAGAUAGUUUUGAACUCAAAACUAACUCUAUAUAGGCUAGCAAAUGUCUUCCUGUAACAUUUUGUUUCUAUCUCUCAUCACAUUAUUUAAUAUUAAUUCUCAGGGUUUCAAAUCCCAGACGGUGAUUUCAGGAGUGACCUGACUUCAUACCUAUCAGCACAGAUCAGACAUAUCAACACGUGACCUAAUAUAUCUCUAUCGUAGGUCCUCUACGAUUCUUGGGUUAGAUUCUUGCUGCUCAAUAUCUGCGAAUCGCUCCCAUUUCAGGGGUAUGUAAAGGAUUCCUCAACUUAGCUCAGAUUCAUAAAUGACACUGUGUGUAGAGCAUAAACAAAAAUACAUACAAACAGUGAGCUCCAAAUGUAUUGGGGCAGUGACAAUUUCUGUAAUUCAGCACUUUGGAUUUUAAGUCAUACCCCACCAAAAAUGAUAACCUCCCCAGAUUAUUUUAUUUAUUUUAUUUCACCUUUAUUUAACCAGGUAGGCUAGUUGAGAACAAGUUCUCAUUUGCAACUGCGACCUGGCCAAGAUAAAGCGUAGCAAUUCGACACAUACAACAACACAGAGUUACACAUGGAAUAAACAAAACAUAGUCAAUAAUACAGUAGAACAAAAGAAAACAAAAAGUCUAUAUACAGUGAGUGCAAAUGAGGUAAGUUAAGGAAAUAAAUAGGCCAUGGUGGCGAAGUAAUUACAAUAUAGCAAUUAAACACUGGAAUGGUAGAUCGGCAGAAGAUGAAUGUGCAGGUAGAGAUACUGGGGUGCAAAGGAGCAAAAUAAAUAAAUAAAUACCAGUAUGGGGAUGAGGUAGGUAGGUAGAUAGAUGGGCUGUUUACAGAUAGGCUAAGUACAGGUGCAGUGAUCUGUAAACUGCUCUGACAGCUGGUGCUUAAAGCUAGUGAGAGGGAUGUGAGUCUCCAGCUUCAGAGAUUUUUGCAAUUAGUUCCAGUCAUGGGCAGCAGAGAACUGGAAGGAAAGAUGACCAAAGGAGGAAUUGGCUUUGGGGGUGACCAGUGAGAUAUACCUGCUGGAGCGCGUGCUACGAGUGGGUGCUGCUAUAGUGACCAGUGAGCUGAGAUAAGGCGGGGCUUUACCUAGCAGAGACUUGUAGAUAACCUGUAGCCAGUGGGUUUGGCGACGAGUAUGAAGCGAGGGCCAACCAACGAGAGCGUACAGGUUGCAAUGGUGGGUAGUGUAUGGGGAUUUGGUGACAAAACGGAUGGCACUGUGAUAGACUGCAUCCAGUUUGUUGAGUGGAGUGUUGGAGGCUAUUUUAUAGAUGACAUCACCGAAGUCGAGGAUCAUUUACAUUUACAUUUAAGUCAUUUAGCAGACGCUCUUAUCCAGAGCGACUUACAAAUUGGUGCGUUCACCUUAAGACAUCCAGUGGAACAGCCACUUUACAAUAGUGCAUCUAAAUCUUUUAGGGGGGGGUGAGAAGGAUU
Messenger RNA from Oncorhynchus nerka (sockeye salmon), 4436 nucleotides. RefSeq names its product ovarian cancer G-protein coupled receptor 1-like. The record is from RefSeq and is a predicted model, not a curated record. Gene Ontology annotation, molecular function: G protein-coupled receptor activity. The transcript has a single exon. Gene Ontology annotation, biological process: G protein-coupled receptor signaling pathway; cellular response to pH. Gene Ontology annotation, cellular component: membrane. Bases 1684 to 2757 code for a protein of 357 amino acids. NCBI's taxonomy places the organism in Eukaryota, Metazoa, Chordata, Actinopteri, Salmoniformes, Salmonidae.